CAUCACGUGUCCCCCUCGCUCUCCCUCUCUCCAGUCUCACACACACUCCUCAGACAUGGCUCCGUGAAUCCACACAUGGCAGCUUGAAGCCAUGAACCAAAAAAACAACCCACCAAAAACACUCAAGAUGUCAGACUAGCAGCAUGAGUCGGUUCUUUUGAAAAACCUCAAGUCCUUUGAUAUCCUUUGAUUCCAGCCGGCUGUCAGUCUCUGUCAGGGGGGCAGGCGGACUCAGACUCUUUCGGUUUUUCCUCCUGUGGUAUUUCUCUGCGAACAUGGGGAUCCAAGGGUUCCUAGAUUACAUCGAGAAGCACUGCCCCAGCGCCGUGGUGCCGGUGGAGCUGCAGAAGCUAGCCAGGGGGAGUAUGGUCGGAGGGGGCCGGCAGAGACCCCCUCAGAGUCCUCUGAGGCUCCUGGUGGAUGCCGAGCACUGCCUCCACCGGCUCUACGGAGGCUUCUACACCGACUGGGUCAGCGGGGGCCAGUGGAACCACAUGCUGGGGUACCUGGCCGCCCUCUCCAAGGCCUGCUUCAGCGGCAACAUAGAGCUCCUGGUGUGCUUCAAUGGCGCUCUGGAGAAAGGCCGUCUUCACGAGUGGGUCAAGCGACAGGUGAACGAGAGGCAGACCGCCCAGCAGAUCAUCAGCCACGUCCAGAACAAGGGCACCCCUCCGCCCAAAGUCUGGUUCCUCCCUCCCGUGUGCAUGGCGCACUGCAUCCGCCUGGCGCUCCUCAGGUUCCGCGUCGGGGUCGUCCAGAGUGUUGAGGACCACCACCUGGAAGUGAUAGCCUUAUGCAGGGAGAGCGGCUUCCACGGCCUGAUGGCCUUUGACUCGGACUACGCUCUGUGCAACAUCCCAUGCUACUUCAGCGCUCACGCCCUCAAACUGAGUCGCAACGGCAAAAGCCUGACCACCAGCCAGUACCUGAUGCACGAAGUGGCUCUGCAGCUUGAUCUCAAGCCAAACCGUUUCAUCAUUUUUGCAUCGCUUUUAGGAAACCACAUCCUGCCUGAUGAAGACUUGGCUGCCUUUCACUGGAGCUUACUUGGUCCAGAGCACCCGUUAGCAUCUUUGAAGGUGCGUGCCCACCAGCUCGUGCUCCCACCCUGUGAUGUCGUGAUCAAGGCUGUGGCAGACUACGUCCGCAGCAUCCCAGACAUUACCGACCUGGAGGCCAUCGCCAAGGACAUCUUCAAGCAUUCACAGUCGUGCUCUGAUGACAAAGUCGUCCGCUUUAAAAAGGCAGUGGAGUACUUCUCUGUGGCCAGCAAACCGCCUCACUUCCCUCCACAGCUCGUGAGACCAAAACCCAUGGGAGUGCCUGCUGCAGUGCCACCUCCAAAGAUGCUCAACAUUCCACAGGUGCCGCUGCCCAUCCAGCCUGAGGUCCAUCUCCCGUUCCUAGAGCCUUUGGGGGAGCCCGGCCUGGCUCUGGACUCAGUUGAGAGAGGCCUUACGGAGCAGAACAGCUUCAGCAACAUUCCUCCUGAAGGGAAGCACACGCCGCUGUACGAGAGGUCCUCUCCGAUCAACCCGGGCAAGGCGGGCAGCCCCAACCACACCAGGGCGUCCCUCCUCAACGCCUCCUCUGCAUCAUCCUCCUCGGAGAACGAAGAGAGCUCAACUGCCAAUCAUCUUAGUGACCAUAAGGGAGCAUGGGAGAAAAACGGGCAUACUCCACAUCCUGAAAACCCAGCAGAGGGAGACCUGGGGGACCAAACCAAAUGUGACCUUGGGGUAACCUUUGCCGCUGGCCUGGGUUCACAGUCUGGAGGUGUCCACAGCCUGAAUCCCCAGAUCCCAUCCCUGCUCUCCAUGCCCACCAGGAACCACAUGGACAUCACCAUCCCACCACUCCCUGUUGUUGCCCCCGAGGUCCUACGGGUGGCCGAGCACAGACACAUGAAGGGCCUUAUGUACCCCUACAUUUACCACGUUGUCACCAAGGGAGAGAUUAAGCUAUCUGUCACCAUUGAAGAUGAAGCUAACAAAGACCUGCCUUCAGCAGUGCAGCUGUUUCGGCCCAUCCGUCAAUAUGUUUACGGAGUCCUCUUCAGCCUGGCAGAGGCCAGAAAGAAGGCUGAGAGACUCGCCAUGAGGAAGAACUGCCUCCCUGAAUACACACACGUUCUUGUCAAAGAGUGGGCCGCCUACAAAGGCAAGUCUCCUCACACUCCAGAGCUGGUGGAAGCUCUGCCCUUCAGGGAAUGGACCUGCCCUAACCUGAGGAAGCUGUGGCUGGGGAAGGCCGUGGAGGACAAGAACCGCAGGAUGAGAGCGUUCCUGGCCUGCAUACGCUCUGACACGCCGGCCAUGCUGAACCCCGCCAACGUCCCCACGCCCCUCAUGGUGCUCUGCUGCGUGCUGCGGUUUAUGUUACAAUGGCCGGGAGUAAGAAUUUUGCGUCGUAAUGAACUUGACGCUUUCCUAGCCCAAGCACUUUCUCCUAAACUUUAUGAGCCUGACCAGCUGCAGGACCUGAAGAUCGACAACUUGGACCCUCGAGGAGUCCAGCUGGCCGCUCUGUUCAUGAGCGGAGUUGACAUGGCUCUGUUUGCCAACGAUGCGUGCGGACAGCCGAUUCCCUGGGAGCACUGCUGUCCCUGGAUGUACUUUGAUGGCAAGCUGCUUCAAAGUAAACUCAAUAGAGCCAACAGGGAGAAGGCCCAGCUCAUUGACCUCUGUGAUGGUCAGGCUGAACUGGUUUCCAAGGUGGAGAAGAUGCGCCAAAGCAUCCUCGAAGGUCUUAACUUCACCCGACCACCUCACCCUCCACCUUUCCCCCCACCGCCAAUCCCUCCUCCUCACGGGAUGCCUUUUUACCCGCCCAGUGGCCCCUUCUUUCCCCCGCCCCCUAUGAUGCCUCCUCAGGGGAGAGGCAGAGGGAUGCCUGGUAAGGGUAAACUGUGUAAAACUUACUCAUACAUUCUACUAGUUUUGAAUUUGAUGUUUAACUUUCGUUUUUUCUUCUUCCUUCAAGGGAUGCAAGGAAUGUCUGCGCAGGGUGGGAAGCUGGAGAUAGCCGGCACUGUGGUGGGUCAGUGGGCUGGAGCUCGACGCGGCCGAGGAAGAGGAGGCUUCCCAAUCCAGGUGGUGUCGGUUGGUGCAGCAAACAGAGGUCGUCCCCGAGGUGUGAUCUCCACGCCUGUCAUCAGGACGUUUGGUCGCGGAGCCAGGUACCACACCAGAGUCUUCAAGAGUCAGACCGCAUACUUGCCAAGUAAGCCUUCUCAUAAGCCUGCUCAUACACCCGGACAAGAUGCAGUGAAAGAUAGAAAGAGGUCCAAAGCGAAGGAGAGAGAUUCCCCCGCUGCACAGUGCGAUGGCUCAGCUACAGAGAAUGGCAUCGAGGACAAAGAGCCACACCAGCUGAACGGAGAUAAAGAGGAAUGCAGGGCUCCCAUCCAACCUGAAAGUGCCUUUAGAUGCGACUCCAAGAUGUGCAAUUCUAAUCCUCACUUAAAUGCACUAAACGCAGACAGCAGCUGCCAUAGAGAUGAAAGUCUGGAGGCCACUGUCUUAAGUAAAGAAGAGUAAGCCUAUUUUUCUAGAGAGGUGAAGGAUGAAAGAUGGAACAGAGUUAGAUAUCUGGGAGUUUGAGAAACCUACAGUCAGUGUAUUCUUCCUCACUCAAAGAAAGGAGUUUCACCCCCUCUCAGUAAACACGAGAUUUAUCACACUGCUAGUUUAAGGACUUGUUCACUUCUUAAUGUAACACUAUUAUUCUUCUUCGCAUUAGGACAUUAAAGCUUCAGGAGCUUUAAUGCUGAAAUAUUUUAGUUGUUAUGGGUUGAUACUUUUCGUUAUACGUUUGCAUUAGUUAUCAAGGUAAUUAAGAAAAGGACAGAGCAACACAUCUGCCUUGGUGUCCACUUUCACUUUGGUUCAUAUAUAAGCAGCUGUGUCCAUCAGUUUCACGUAAUUUCAGCCUUUUUUUCUGUAAUUGCUCAAAAAUUCAGACACGAGAGAUUCUGUCAAACUCUCAACUUCUUGAAUCAAAUACAGCGCUGUAGUGUGAGCGCUUCGACGAAGAGACCUUCUCUGCAUGGUUCACAGAUAAGAAGUGUAGUUAUUAUGCAUGUAGACCUUUUUCUUCUAUCAUUACUGUGCCCAUUUGCAAAUGAAUGACCCGGCUAACAUCACUGAUAGCCCAUAAACGUUUUUAACUGUUGUAACAGAUUUGUUGAGACUUUUAUUUGUUUGUGAUAAUGACCUAUGUUGCAUUUGAUUAUAAAAACGCUAAAGUUAUCAGCCACUUUGAAAUAGUGAAUUUACACAAGAUUGUUCUCUGUUGUUUUCUGCAUCAGUCACAUAUAAGUCUCAUAUACCUGAAAUAAUCCUGUAAACAGCUGUGAGCAGCAGAAUCACUCUACAUGUAUCUGAACGCAGCACGCUCCACCUGCUGAUUAAGACUUUAUCUGCAGUAAUCAACUUAGUGCUUCGUUCCAGUGUUGUUUUACAGUUCUACUUCCUUUACACCAGAACUGUCAUCGAACGUUUCCACCGAAUUCUUCUGAAUCGUCCUUCUCAUCCGUCACUAGUGAUCAGACACACAGUGUACUCCCCCUGUCCCCGCAGGAGCUGAAUAGGUAACCUUUGUAAGUGGAUCAGUUUCUUCCUAACUCAUGGAACGUAAAAGAAUGAACUACUGUUGGGAUUGAUUGGAUGUUGAUGACUUGUGGCGUGGUGUAUUUGAAGAAACUUAGCUACAAUGCUUAAUAAAACUAUAUUCUUUUAGUAGAA
Messenger RNA from Notolabrus celidotus (New Zealand spotty), 4745 nucleotides. Its product is annotated as constitutive coactivator of PPAR-gamma-like protein 1 homolog. Gene Ontology annotation, cellular component: nucleus. The record is from RefSeq and is a predicted model, not a curated record. Bases 276 to 3539 code for a protein of 1087 amino acids. Lineage: Eukaryota; Metazoa; Chordata; Actinopteri; Labriformes; Labridae. The transcript is spliced from 16 exons.